AUGGUGAAAUUCGAAAUACCAGUGGGAGAGACUCGUCACCAGACACCAUCACCAGCUCCAACACCGGCAGUAGAGUUACAGACAAGCCGACGACGAAAGCUGAAAUGCGACAAACAAGAGGUCUGCAUGAACUGCCGAACACAAAACCGACAAUGCAUCUACAUCUCAUCAUCUGAAACUAAUGAUUCCCAAUUGCGCCGGAAAUUAACCGAGAUGAAAGAAGCCAGGGACUCUCUCGAAAAGAAAGUACUAAUGGGAAAUAUUGGCAAUCAAGCCUCGAGACAAACCCAAUUGCAAACACUUUCUGGAGCCCCAAUUGCGAGUCUGGAAGGUGAUGUUGGUGGUCACGGAGAUGAGUCUGAUGUCGAAGGAUAUCUUGAGCCGACACCACUUGCCAUUCCUGAUGCGGCAUAUGCUGAAGCUGAUUCCGAGGAUUUAAAUGAUCUGGGAGUCGCAUUGGGAAGAAUUCGACUCGGAGAGAGAGUUGGAGGGCUAUUUCGGCCAAGGGUUGGUGAUGAGCUUGGACAGUCGCUUCAGGCCCAAUUACCGAAAAGUCCGGCAAAAGCGACCCCGAUAUACCAGAGCCCAGCCUCCAUAACUUCACGCGACAGUACUUCCAAGCCCAGCUUUACGUCUAGUGUACCAUCAGUUGGCAUUUUAUUGGGACAACCAGCUUCUGAUACCGACUGGCUCAAAUUUUUACCUCCUAGGACUACAGCCGAUAAGUUGCUUGAGCAUUAUUGGUUGUCUGUUCACCCAGUCGCACGCACGUUGCAUCGUCCAAGUUUCGCGCAACGAUACGAGACGCUUUGGGAGCUUAUUGAUAACGGAGCCAACGUACCUGCGUCUUUGGGAGCUAUUGUUCUUGCAGUAUUGCUUGCUGCAUCUGUUAGCGUAUCCAAGGACGAGAAUGCGGCAUUGUCGCAUUCUACACAAGAAACGAUGCGUUUGAAACAAGGUGUUGAGGUUGCUCUCAGCAAAGCAAAUUUACUGGUGUCCAAUAAAAUGGAAACACUUCAAGCCUUUAUUACAUAUUUACUCCCAAUGUGCCUUGACGAAAUAUCUCGUGCCCAUUCUGCAUUGGUAGGAUUAGCCGUCCGAUUGGCAGAAUGCAUGGGUUAUCAUCGUGAUCCUACCGAAUACAGCUUUUCCACCGCAGAAUGUCAGGUUCGGCGGCUGAUAUGGUACCAAAUAUGCUAUCUGGACUGGAGGACAAGUGAAGUACAAGGACCACGGCCAUUUGUUCAGCCGAAUGGAUAUUCAACCAAACUUCCUCUGGAAAUAAGCUCUUCUUCUUCUCAAUUUUCUUCCCCAACGUCUAACCCGGAGAGCGGGCCGCGAUGGAGUGACAUGAUCUUUUCUGUGAUACGUUUCGAGUGUCAGGAAAUGCACCGUACCUGUCUUGUGAUUCGCAAAAAGGUCGACCUCAAAAAGUUGAGCAUUACGGCCGCAAUAUCUAAGUUGGAGAGGUUCAGUAAGGAUAUGCAUGAGAAAUAUGACAGCGUUCUGAAUGCGACUCCAAAGCAGCCUUUACAACAUGCAGCUAAAGUCACGAUGAAUCUAUUCAUAAGCCUACUAUAUCUCUCCCUUCUCUAUCGAUACAUGAACAGCGUCACAUACAGAAUUCCCGAUCGCCUACGCCAGAUUGUGCUUAUCAAAGGUGCAGAAGCACUCGAAGCGGCUGUUGAACUCGAGACAGCUGAAGAUCUCCAACCAUGGGCGUGGUAUGCUCCAGCGUAUCAACACUAUCACACGGCUCUACUGUUGCUCUUCGAGGUUUUCACUUUCCCACUGCGCAAGGAGGCAGAUCGUAUCUGGCGCUGUCUUGAUUUUGUCUUUGCAGAACCCUUGGACAGUCUAACUAACCUUCCUACGCUCGGGAAUCCGCCAAAGCAUCACGAGUUGAUUGCUUAUCGAGAUGUAAAAGGACGGUAUCUUCUUGGUCUGAUUGUCAAACGAAUGAACGAUUACCGAGAUGUCCGAAAACUGAGAUCUCCAGUGAUACUGACAGAUAGAAUGAUUUUGAUAACACCACAAAAAGUUGGAGAUGAUUCCGAUCCUAGCUUACCGCUGAACUUUGCACAUUCUCAAGAGCCACUACCGCAAUCGAAUGAGACACAGGGGCAAGAACCACGACCACACGCACAUAGUGUAAAUGAAACUGAAAGCUACUCCUCGAACAAAAAUGUUCUGCCUUUGCCAUUACAUUCUGCCAAACUGUCGCAAGAUCAUACCGGCUACGAUAGGAUUUCAAGCCAACCGUGGCUGUCACCGAAUGCAUCUCCAUAUCAAACGCCUCCUACCUCAGCACCACAACAACAUUAUUAUUCCGGCGGUAUAUAUCCUAAUGAUAACAUGAUCAGAGCACCAGACUCCAGUCGUAAUCAAUACAUACCUCAUACGGAUACACAGAACUUCGCUGAAAGUUCCCUAUAUCCACCACCGCAGGGAGGCUUUCCAGGCAUGGAUUAUCAAGAGGAAUUAGAAAUUGACUGGGUGUCGUGGGAUUCUAUGUUUCCACCAGGAGUAUUUGAUGGUGAUCUUGAUCUAACUGAUGUGGACAUGCAAGGAUACGUAACUGGAAAUCAGUCAUGCUUCUAG
This is a messenger RNA of Talaromyces marneffei, 2601 nucleotides long. RefSeq lists its product as uncharacterized. The transcript is spliced from 6 exons. Lineage: Eukaryota; Fungi; Ascomycota; Eurotiomycetes; Eurotiales; Trichocomaceae. The record is from RefSeq and is a predicted model, not a curated record. Bases 1 to 2601 code for a protein of 866 amino acids. Gene Ontology annotation, molecular function: DNA binding; DNA-binding transcription factor activity, RNA polymerase II-specific; zinc ion binding. Gene Ontology annotation, biological process: DNA-templated transcription; regulation of DNA-templated transcription.